This is a messenger RNA of Pteropus alecto (black flying fox), 2087 nucleotides long. RefSeq names its product aldolase, fructose-bisphosphate C (gene ALDOC). The record is from RefSeq and is a predicted model, not a curated record. The transcript has 9 exons. NCBI's taxonomy places the organism in Eukaryota, Metazoa, Chordata, Mammalia, Chiroptera, Pteropodidae. The coding region runs from base 704 to 1681 and encodes 325 amino acids. Gene Ontology annotation, molecular function: fructose-bisphosphate aldolase activity. Gene Ontology annotation, biological process: fructose 1,6-bisphosphate metabolic process; glycolytic process. Gene Ontology annotation, cellular component: cytosol.
UCUUGCUUCCUCAUAUAUGCUGGGCACUGGACUGCUUGUUCCCUGGCUCAUGGCCUGGGGAACAGACAAGGCUUCAUUCUCUUAACUUUCUCCAUCCCCCUCCUGGGUAGGCACUGGUGAAUAAGGGGGUGAGGACAGAGAAACUCAGUUCCUUCCUGACCCUGGACUCCCACACUUUGUUGGUACCUCUGUCCUGCCUACCCCACCUGUUGUGACUCUCCUUCACCAGACCAGGCUUAAUCUCCAACAUCAAGCACAGUAACCAGCACAUGGUAAAAGCAAUUGUACCAGAAAUGAGGGCAAGGCCAUUUCCUGCCUCUGGGGCCCUGGUGGCAGAGCUCCACGAGGUGGGAGGGGGCAGUCCACAACAGACUCCGAGGUCCUGACAGGGUAGUCACUCCACCAUGUUGUCCCGCCUCUUUUGGCGUGGCCUUGUCAGAACACCAGUCCUGCAGAGGGGCGUGGCCAGGGGCGGAGACUUCUUGCCCCGCCCACUGGGGGGAGUCACGUAGCUCUGCGGCAUCCUCAGCCUCAUUUACAGGAGCCAGGGCUGAAGCCGCAGCUGUUACAGACCUGAACCCAAGCUGUUCCUGUGCUGCCGCUGCUAACUCACUGCGCACAGAAAAAGGAGUUGUCUGACAUUGCCCUCCGGAUUGUGGCCCCAGGCAAAGGCAUUCUGGCUGCAGAUGAGUCUGUAGGCAGCAUGGCCAAACGGCUGAGCCAAAUUGGGGUGGAGAACACAGAGGAGAACCGCCGUUUGUACCGUCAGGUCCUGUUCACUGCUGAUGACCGUGUGAAGAAGUGUAUUGGAGGUGUCAUCUUCUUCCAUGAGACACUCUAUCAGAAAGAUGAUAAUGGUGUUCCCUUUGUCCGUACCAUCCAGGAUAAAGGCAUUGUCGUUGGCAUCAAGGUUGACAAGGGUGUAGUGCCUCUAGCCGGGACUGAUGGAGAAACCACCACUCAAGGGCUGGAUGGGCUCUCAGAACGCUGUGCCCAGUAUAAGAAGGAUGGCGCUGACUUCGCCAAGUGGCGCUGUGUGUUGAAAAUCAGCGAGCGCACGCCCUCAGCACUUGCCAUUCUGGAGAAUGCCAAUGUGCUGGCCCGCUAUGCCAGCAUCUGCCAGCAGAAUGGCAUUGUACCUAUUGUGGAACCUGAAAUCCUGCCUGAUGGAGACCAUGACCUCAAACGUUGCCAGUAUGUUACGGAGAAGGUCCUGGCUGCUGUGUACAAGGCCCUGAGUGACCAUCAUGUGUACCUGGAGGGGACUCUGCUCAAGCCCAACAUGGUGACUCCUGGCCAUGCCUGUCCCAUUAAGUAUAGUCCAGAAGAGGUUGCCAUGGCAACUGUCACUGCCCUGCGUCGCACUGUGCCCCCAGCUGUCCCAGGAGUGACCUUCUUGUCUGGGGGUCAGAGUGAAGAAGAGGCAUCACUCAACCUUAAUGCUAUCAACCGUUGCCCCCUUCCCCGACCCUGGGCCCUCACCUUCUCCUAUGGGCGUGCCCUGCAGGCCUCUGCACUCAAUGCCUGGCGAGGGCAGCGGGACAAUGCUGAGGCUGCCACUGAGGAGUUCAUCAAGCGGGCUGAGGUGAAUGGGCUUGCAGCCCAGGGCAAGUAUGAAGGCAGUGGAGAAGAUGGUGGGGCGGCGGCACAAUCCCUCUACGUUGCCAACCAUGCCUACUGAGUACCCACUCCGUACCAGAGCCCUUGGCCCAGCCACCUGCACCCAAUUUUGCCUGUAGUUAUGGCCAGGGCCAAAUAGCCAUGCAGAGCAAACAAGCGUCCAUCCAGCACUGAGUCACCUUCCUUUUUUGUCCUCCCCUCCCCUCUCCCAUUGUUGUACCUGGGACCUUUGGAUAGGAGGAUAGAAAGCCCCUCAUGGCUGAGGGCUGGAGAACUUGCUAGAAGUCAGAGCAGGAUGCCUAGGUCUCCACUGCCUCUGCCAGCUCCCACAAUUUCUCCAUGAUGGGGUAGCUGCUUCUUGGGCUUUCCUUGUCUGCUCUCUCUCUUAGGAUUAGAGGGUAGAACACAAGACACCUGACUUAUGCCUUAGGUACAUAGCAAAUAGCAAAUAAAUGGUAGCAAAACAC